Molecule: messenger RNA, 2120 nt
Organism: Macrosteles quadrilineatus (aster leafhopper)
Lineage: Eukaryota; Metazoa; Arthropoda; Insecta; Hemiptera; Cicadellidae
Product: hyccin-like
Exons: 10
Coding region: 61-1461 (466 amino acids)
Biological process (GO): protein localization to plasma membrane; phosphatidylinositol phosphate biosynthetic process
Cellular component (GO): plasma membrane
Source: RefSeq, a predicted model, not a curated record
UAAUCGUCAAAAUCGAACCAAAUUCACUAGUUGAGGUGACAGGAGUCACGGGGCUAUGCUAUGACGGAGCAGUUGGUGAGAGAAUGGCUAGCAGACUACGCUGCCCUGAGUCCAGCCGAGGUACACACGUUUGCUGUAACUGUUCACCACAACGCAGAGAUUAUAGCAGCCAUCUACAACGUCCUUGAGGAGAGGCACAAAUAUCACUCACUGAUAGACCCAGUGUGUACUGCACUCUUUGGCUUCUAUCGGUCUAGAGAAGAAGAUCUACAGAGAUUCACGUUGCUCUUCCUCCCCACCCUUGUCUAUGUCUACCUCAAUGCCGUCGCUCACAGCGAGAGUAAGAGUUGUCGAGGAGUGGAAGCGCUGCUGGUCGGUAUAUACAACUUGGAGGUUGUCAAUGAGAAGGGACAGCCGAGGGAAAUAUCAUUCCGUCUGCCCUCCCUCGCACAAGCUUCCAUAUACCACGAGCCGAUGAGUCUUGCCCCGGCCUCACUGACAGAGGCUGCACUACGUAGACUAGAGGAGUGUAACACUAAGCUGGUGAGGUGGGGCCCUCUGCCUCAAAUGGACCAUCUACUAGCUCAGAACAGACUGGUUGUGAUGACCGCGCUGCUCUACGUCUACAAUCGCAACCUCAGCAUGUUGCCCAAGACCGCUUUAGAGUACUUGUGUAAAGUCACGUCCAAGCUGGUGACGCAGGGGUUCAGCAAGGCUGGCAAGAGAGUUUCAUACGGGACUGAGGUACCGAGAGUGUUACCCAGAAUCCCAGUGUCUUCCCAGAUGCUGCAACAGCUUCUGCACAGUGUCUACUACGCAAUGUACAAUGACCACGGUUACAUGGCUGUCCAAGCCAUAGAAGAUAUCCACCAGAGAGCGUGUUACCAGUGUUACACGGACGUUCUGUUAGUCACCAACGCCAUCAAGAACUCGGCCCAUUUCAUUCACUCAGGACAACCCAGUGAUGCUCCUAUGGGUAUCAGUUUAGCCAUUUCUCCAGCCACUACCACCACUACUGUGUCAAAGUCUAUGAUCACCAACGCUUCCUUCCGCACCAAGAAACUUCCAGAUGACAUUCCAAUCCAGAUGGCCAAGGCCGAAGGAGAUUCCACAGCUCUCGGAGCGAUUACGGAAGAGAAGGAGGAGGGGGUAGGUAGUAAAGGCGAGUCAACUCCCGAGAUAGCUCCACGACGCAGCUUACCCAAGAUGGCCGUCAACUUCGGCAAGAAGACAAAGGAGAAACUCACCAUAAAAUCCUCGAGUUCCAAUCCCAAGUCUAAACCGUUAGUGAACGGUUCCGGAGACCUCUGCGAAGAAGAGAACGGCGACUUGGCUACGGAGCUGACUCCACUCUCGGGAGAAAACGGAACAGAAAUAUCAACACCCGUCAACUUGCGCAAGUCUAGCGGAUCCACGAUCGAAAUGGAACCAACGCGAUCCAUGCAAGUCAGUUCCGUUUAAUUUAGUGUUAAAUAUGCAUUACUGUGUCAUAUGUUUACUUUUGAUCAAAAAUGUGUAUCUAAGUAAAGCAAUAAGGUGUUCCAGGCGAUUUCCCUUAUGAUGCAUUGUUGCUAUUCAUUUAUGCGCUCUUUAGUAAAAUAUUUCAACUAAAUUAUUAUUUACCCUUCUCUAUUUCUGUAAUUAGAUUGACUUGUUUAAAACGGGGACAGUUGAAAGGAUAGUUUGCAUGGGUUUCUAAACUGUGUACAUCUUUGUGUAAAAACAUCCAUUCAGUGGCUUAAAAAAAUGCGUAGUAAAAGGGUUUUAAAGCUAACACUACUGUACAAAACAUAACAAAUAUAUUUAUUGCAACAAUUCGUUAUGACUCUAAAAAUCACACGUCAAAUGUCUAAAUCACAUAAUUUGAAGUUUCCUCUUGGCGCUUGGAGAUGUUAAAAGACUUUUAUCUGUGGGAUGUUGAUUGGCAACGACCUGAAAUCAAGAAUAGUAAAUGUAAUAAACAGUUGCAACGAUUGGUUAUAUUCAGUUCACGCAGCUAACGACUAACGGAAAACUGAUUUUAUAACUACUGUUACUGUUGGAUAUGUUACAGUAUUAAGGGUAUUAACAAUAAUUUCUUUGUCUAUUUUCAUGUAAAAUGUAUAUUUAGCUAGGAAAGU